ACCAUGAUAAGCGAUGCGAUCUUCUAUGAGACGGCCUCAAUGCUCUUCAUUCGCUAGCAACACCAGGAGAAAUUUCGCCAUGGCUCUCAUGGCUUGUCUCUGGUCAACUCGCGAUGGCGCCCUGUGUCCGAACAAGAUCCGCCUCCACUUCCGGUAAUUUUCCGCCCCCUCCUAGCGACUAGCAUUAGUUUGCGACGAAUUUGGUUCCGAAGCGCACCCGUAGAAGCCACCAUGAGCCUGACAGCGCCGGACGGGCCGUACGAGGUGUCGACGGUGGAGCUCGAGAUCCCCGCGAGAUCUCCGCGGGUGUUUGAGCAGGGCAAGUUCCUCCUCGGUGGCAAGGACGCCUUCCGGUUCGAGACUGUCCUCCUGACCAUCUUCUAUCCGACAUCGCUGCGAGAGGCCGGUCAACGAACGCGGAGCAGAAGCGGCACCUCGUGGCUACCCCAGCCCAAGCUGCGGAGUGUCGAAGGGCUAAUCAAAUAUGGCAAGAUUCCAAAGAUCUUCACGCUUCCGGCCGCCCUGGUGCUGCCCUUCAUGUCCAGGCUGCCAUACGUAGCCAAUGGACCCCUGGCGAGCCAGGCUCCUACCCUGACAACAGCAAAGGCUGGCGAUGAGAAUGACGCACCGACUUCUGCCAAGCCCUCAACGCUCUUUCCGGUCGGCGUCUUCAGCCACGGUCUCGCUGGAUCCAAGACAACCUACUCAAAUUACCUUGCAUCGCUUGCAAGCCAGGGCAUGGUGAUCGCAGCCGUCGAACACCGGGAUGGUAGUGGACCCGCAACUACAAUACACUAUCCAGCAAAGGAAGGCUCCAAAGCCAAAGAGGAGGCUCUCAUCUACUUCAAGCAUGCCGAGCUAGACAUGGAUAAGGAGACGGGCAAGCCCAUGUCAGACGAGGAUGAAAUGAGGACGGUGCAGCUCAAGCUGCGCCAAGCUGAGGUGCUAGAAGCGCUGCAUGUCUUGGAGAAGAUCGACAGCGGGGAAGGAGAUGACCUAGUCCGCGCCAGCACUGUGCGCGGGGGCCAAGAAGGCGCAAAGCUGUCAGAGUGGAAAGGAAAGCUCGACUUGGCUUCAACUUGGAUGCUUGGACACUCGUUUGGUGGUGCGACAGCAAUCGAAAUGAUUCGCACUGACGAGUCUCCCUUUCGCCAUGCUCUCGUCCUCGAUCCUUGGCUUGAGCCUAUCGCAAAAGCUGGCGAGACAACGCCACUCAGACGACCUCUGUUCUGCAUCAAUUCGGAGCACUUUACCGUCUGGCGAGCGCACUUUAAACAGGUACGGGAGCUCGUCAGUGAGGCAAAGGCGCAGACGGGCAACGGCUGGCUCUUGACGAUGACCAAGACGAAACACACAGACUUCUCGGACUUCCCCUUCCUCAUGCCCAGGCUCUUCAAGACACAGACGGACCCCCACAGGUUCCACACUCUCCUGUCCGAAGCCUCUACAAAGCAAUUCUCGGGCACGUUUAGCCUUGACGCUUUGUCCCUCCCAGUGAGAGAAGAAGCAGAGGGCGAGGUACAGGCUAGAGACAUGGGCGAACCAGGCCAAGUCGUCCACCAUCCACUGCUAGAUGGCCAAGAUGCGCAUUUAUAGACUAAUACGAAGCAUUUGACGGUUCUGAGUCCGUCACACGUGGAACUGUC
This is a messenger RNA of Acaromyces ingoldii, 1646 nucleotides long. RefSeq lists its product as hypothetical. Lineage: Eukaryota; Fungi; Basidiomycota; Exobasidiomycetes; Exobasidiales; Cryptobasidiaceae. Gene Ontology annotation, molecular function: 1-alkyl-2-acetylglycerophosphocholine esterase activity. The coding region runs from base 232 to 1596 and encodes 454 amino acids. The transcript has 7 exons. The record is from RefSeq and is a predicted model, not a curated record.